Ambispora leptoticha is the source of this 629-nucleotide messenger RNA. The record is from the annotation of a GenBank genome assembly. NCBI's taxonomy places the organism in Eukaryota, Fungi, Glomeromycota, Glomeromycetes, Archaeosporales, Ambisporaceae.
AUGGCAACAUUAGAGCUUGAAUCGCUUAUUAAGGAACCCGAUGAAAAUUCAAUCGCGAAUCAUGUUGUCGAUUUUCUCAAUUCUCGCUUUAAUGAGCUGGAAGAUCUUGGGAAGUUGAAUACAGUACUGUCCGAAGUAAAAAAUAAUGAACAGAAAUUGAAUGAAAAGUCUAAAACUUCAGAAAUACUCAAGCAAUCUCUUCAAGCCUUCAACUCCACAGUCACAGAACUUGAGGAUCUUCAAGCCACACGUCUAGAACUUGAAGAUGUAUUAACUGAUUAUUGUAAUAACGUGACUUCUUCCAAUCCAUCGAAUUUACAAGAAAACGUUUCAAAUAAUAAGACACUAAUGGAUGAGUUAACCAUGCUGCAACAACAGAUUGACAGCCUAUUAAGAUCAAAGCAGUAUCUCAAAGUGUUAGUUGUCGCCGAAGAAUUGAGUGCACGGACGAAACAGUUAAUUGAAAGAUCGCCUCACAAAGCCCUUAAUCCAUAUAUUCAACUUGCGAAUCUUCUGCAUAGCAUAAAAUCUAAGAGCAAUGGUGCUGGCCAUGUGGUCACUCAUUUGGACGUGUUUUUGCAACAAAGUGUGGAUGUACUUUGGGAAGACAUGAAAGAUAAAUUGAAAAA